Molecule: messenger RNA, 1613 nt
Organism: Chondrus crispus (carragheen)
Lineage: Eukaryota; Rhodophyta; Florideophyceae; Gigartinales; Gigartinaceae
Product: SWIB domain-containing proteincomplex
Exons: 2
Coding region: 1-1593 (530 amino acids)
Biological process (GO): regulation of transcription by RNA polymerase II
Cellular component (GO): nucleus; SWI/SNF complex
Source: RefSeq, a predicted model, not a curated record
AUGGACAAUUUGAAUUCACGAAAUGGCCUCCCACUUGGCACACUUGGAGAAGGGGACAUCGCCAAGGCGGCUGCAGAUUUUCUGGCGUCAUCCAGCGAACGACGGAAACGAGCGCGGGUUUCAGCAGCGAGUAACGCAGAACUGCCCAGGAAAAAACUCGAUACGUCAAAGCCUCCAUCUAUCAAUAUUGAUGUCGCCAACAAAGCGGCGGCAGACCUCAUUCGUGAAUCGCCCUCCUAUCGAAAUCUUGUCAGAAUGGAAGAGAAGCUUGACUUGGCUAUCAUGCGAAAACAGCAGGAUAUCAAAGAAUCUCUCAAGUCGCAAUCCUUCUUUGAAUCGCGCGUCUUUCGAUUAUAUUUGUUCAAUACCUACCGAUCACAGCCCGGAGCACCUGGAACCACUGAGGAUGACGUCGCUUCAUGGUCGUUGCGCAUUCAAGGCCGACUUUUGAAAAAGAGCGAAGAGCGACCGAGAAAGUCAAGCAGCUCGACGAAUCAAGACAGCGGAGGCGGUGCAAAUAAGGCGACACGCGGCGUUUCAAGCGCGGUCACAGAUCCAGUCGGCCCUGGAGUCCCUAUUUUGCAAAAUGCCCCAGCCGUAACCCCUUCGGGCGUGAAUCAGAGUGCGCACCUUGCGAAUCCCAACACACCUCUCAUGCCUAUCCAAGGACCCGUGCUGGGAGAAUCAAAUCAGAGCGUUAUCACAGGGCAGCCACCGAAGUGUUCCGAUAUUUUUAAGAGAAUCGUCAUAGAGCUCGAUAAGGAGUUUUAUCCUGAAAAUAACCUGAUCGAAUGGAAACGAAAUGACAAAGAACCUUCAUCCGAUGGCUUUGAAAUUUCUCGGUCGGGAGACAAGGAAUUCACUGCAAAGAUUUUCUUGUAUAUAGAUCAUAAGCCGGAGCAGUUCCGACUCUCUCACGCAUUGUCAAGGCUGAUUGGCGUGAAAACAGAUACGAAAAAGGGAAUCUUCGCUGGCGUAUGGCAAUACAUCAAGAAGAAUCGUUUGCAAUGUGUCGAUGACCGAAGUGCUGUGCGGCUGGAUCAGGGACUCAAGGGCCUCCUAGGACCCGCGAAUGCCAAUGUGGAGGUUUUGAAACUACAGCAACUAUUCACAGUGGUCAAGAGCCAUAUGGGUCCGCCUGAACCCCUGAUGAUUGAAUAUGAAGUGAAGCUUAACGGCGAUGUUGUGGACAACCAAGAUUGCUACGACAUUCAAGUCAGCGUUCAAGAUACCAGCCUCAUUGAGACUGCAAGAAGGGCAGGUGUGUUCGGACUGCAGCUUCCGCAAUCCACUGAAUUUGAAGCUCUGCGAGAGAAGCAUCUACUGGCUCUCGUAAAAAUUGCUGAACACAAGAAGAGACGAGACUUUUUCAAGGGCUUUUGCUCAAAUCCAGUCCAAUUCAUAAACCACUUAAUUCUGAGUCAAACGAGAGACUUGAAGGUUCUAGGCGGUAGUACUGGGCGGAAUCCAGAAGAAGAGCGAAAGGCUGCCUUUUACCAGCAGCAGUGGGUACAUGAAGCGGUACCAAGAUACCUUCUGCGAAAAGCCAUUGCGGACACAGCAGAUGACACUGGCGAAAGUGCCUUGAAAUAAAUUUUUUGGUUGAGCACCAA